Molecule: messenger RNA, 1707 nt
Organism: Psilocybe cubensis
Lineage: Eukaryota; Fungi; Basidiomycota; Agaricomycetes; Agaricales; Agrocybaceae
Exons: 13
Coding region: 1-1707 (568 amino acids)
Biological process (GO): carbohydrate metabolic process; glycosaminoglycan metabolic process
Cellular component (GO): membrane
Molecular function (GO): beta-N-acetylhexosaminidase activity
Source: RefSeq, a predicted model, not a curated record
AUGAAGAUUUUGAACUGUCCAAUACUUCUUCUCACCUUCAGCCUGGGCAUUUGUGACUCGGCAUUUGCACUAUGGCCAAUUCCUCGCUCACUUCAAACAGGCUCUACUCUGGUGAAAUUAUCUCCUGGAUUUGAUAUUCACGUCAAUGGAAUCUCGAAGGUGCCUCAGGAUCUUCAGGACGCCAUUUCGCGUACAAAAACGCGUUUGCGAUCCGACAAACUUCAAAGGCUUGUUGUUGGGCGCGGUGCUACUGAUAGCGCUGCGUUAGCACAUGCACCAUCCCUUUCAAAGUUGACUCUUUCCUUGACAUCAAGUGCCGGAAAGACCAUCAAUUCCAUUAUGCAAGAGGCCACAAAAGAUAUUGAGAAAAGGAGCGAAUCGUACUCCUUAGAAUUACCGAGCUCGAAUGGAGGCACAGCUACCAUCACUGCUAACUCGGCUUUAGGGUUGUUCCGCGGAUUAACCACCUUUGAGCAACUGUUUUACGACGAUUCUACAGGAGUCACUUACACUUUCCAAGCACCAGUGACCAUUACCAAUGACUCCCCAGCAUACCCUUACCGAGGCUUCAUGUUGGAUACAUCGCGAAAUUUCUUCGCUGUUAGCGACAUCAAACGGACUUUGGAUGCCAUGAGCAUGGUUAAAAUGAGCCAAUUCCAUUGGCACGUUACCGACUCUCAGAGCUUCCCAUUGACCAUCCCCGGAUUUCCUGAAUUGUCACAAAAAGGGGCAUAUUCUAGCCAAGAGAUUUACUCUAGUGAAGAUGUUCAGGACAUCGUUACUUAUGCCGGUGCUCGGGGAAUUGAUGUUCUAGUAGAAAUUGACACACCUGGACACACAGCCGUAAUAUCGACCUCGCAUCCAGAGCAUAUCGCAUGUGCUCAAGCUACACCAUGGGAGUCAUUUGCAAAUGAACCGCCAGCUGGGCAGCUACGCCUUGCCUCUGCGGCUACCACCAACUUCACUGCCUCUUUAAUCACGUCCAUCGCAAAGACACUUCCAUCAACAAUGUUCAGUACAGGUGGUGACGAGCUCAACGUUAACUGUUACACACAAGAUGCCCAAACCCAAGCAGAACUCAAAGCAUCUGGAAAAACUUUGGAACAAGCUCUUGAUACGUUUACACAAGCAACGCAUGAUGCCCUAAAAAGUAUUGGAAAGACUCCCGUUGUUUGGGAAGAGAUGGCACUUGAGCAUAAUGUUACCUUGUCAAAUCAAACAGUUGUUAUGGUCUGGAUUUCAUCUCAAAAUGCAGCAGCUGUGGCUGCCAAGGGUCUCAGACUUGUUCAUGGACCUUCUGACUUCUUCUAUCUGGACUGCGGUGCUGGGGAAUGGAUUGGAAAAGACGCAACGGCAAAUAGCUGGUGUGACCCUUUCAAGUCAUGGCAAAAGGCAUACACCUUCGACCCUCUAGCCAAUCUCAGUGCUGCUGAAGUGCCUCUUGUUCUUGGAGGAGAGCAACUUUUAUGGGCAGAACAAUCUUCACCGGAAAAUCUUGACAGCAUCGUCUGGCCACGAGCGGCAGCUUCUGCUGAGAUAUUUUGGACAGGCGCAAAACUCCCUGACGGCACUCCAAUUAAUGGCCAAUCUGCAUUGCCUCGCCUGCACGACCUACGCUUCAGGAUGGUGCAAAGAGGAAUCAAUGCUAUCGCUCUUCAGCCCCAAUGGUGUGCUUUGAGGGAUGGGCAGUGCAACCUCGAUAAUUGA